This is a messenger RNA of Morus notabilis, 1849 nucleotides long. RefSeq names its product xylose isomerase. The transcript has 22 exons. The record is from RefSeq and is a predicted model, not a curated record. NCBI's taxonomy places the organism in Eukaryota, Viridiplantae, Streptophyta, Magnoliopsida, Rosales, Moraceae. Bases 199 to 1635 code for a protein of 478 amino acids. Gene Ontology annotation, biological process: carbohydrate metabolic process. Gene Ontology annotation, molecular function: xylose isomerase activity.
CCUCCCUCGCGGCACCAUUAGCAUAUUCCGCACCUCCACAGCAAAACAGCUAAAGGGAAUGAUCGUAAGAAUGUGUUUUAGCGAGAAACAAAACACGUGUGGAAGAAACGGAGCUGCUAUAUAUCCGCACUGGGUUUUGACUCCACUUACUGUUUCUGGGAGAUUUUGCUUGUUCCUAUCGCCAUUUCAGUUUGGACUAUGAAAAUGAAGCCUGUGGAGAUAUUAUUGCUUGUCCUAUGUUUGAAUAUAGUCGCCUUUGGAGUGAAUGGCGGUCCGCCGACGUGCCCCGCUAAUCUUGAAAGCGACUGUGGUGAUUCUGAUGAAUGGAAAGGGGAAUUUUUCCCUGGCAUACCUAAAAUCAAGUAUGAGGGCCCUUCUAGCAAAAACCCGCUCGCAUUUAAAUGGUAUAAUGCAGAAGAGGUGAUACUAGGCAAGAAAAUGAAGGAUUGGUUUAGAUUCAGUGUAGCGUUCUGGCACACAUUCCGCGGGACUGGAGCUGAUCCAUUCGGUGCACCUACAAAGAAUUGGCCUUGGGAGGAUGGAACGAAUUCAGUGGCUAUGGCAAAGAGAAGAAUGAGAGCGAACUUCGAGUUCAUUGACAAGCUUGGGGUUGAUUGGUGGUGUUUCCAUGACCGAGAUAUAGCUCCCGAUGGCCAAACCCUGGAGGAAACAAAUGCCAAUUUGGAUGAAGUGGUGGAAUUUGCUAAGGAGCUUCAGGGUUCAAAAAUCCGCCCUUUGUGGGGUACGGCUCAGCUGUUUUUGCAUCCUCGCUACAUGCAUGGUGGUGCCACUAGUUCUGAAUUAGGCGUAUAUGCAUAUGCUGCUGCACAAGUUAAGAAAGCUAUGGAGGUCACACAUUAUUUAGGUGGUGAAAAUUACGUGUUUUGGGGCGGCCGUGAGGGUUACCAGAGUCUCUUGAACACUGACAUGGGACGAGAACUCGAUCAUAUGGCCAGGUUUCUUGAAGCUGCUGUUGCCUACAAGAAGAAAAUUGGAUUCAAGGGGACCCUGCUGAUUGAACCUAAACCCCAAGAACCCACCAAACAUCAGUAUGACUGGGAUGCUGCAACAACGGCUAAUUUCUUGCGAAAAUAUGGUCUUAUAGGAGAAUUUAAACUCAAUAUCGAGUGCAACCAUGCAACACUAGCAGGCCACAGUUGUCACCAUGAGCUUGAAACUGCAAGACUCAAUGAUCUACUAGGAAACAUCGAUGCAAACACUGGCGAUCCUCAGAUUGGCUGGGAUACAGAUCAGUUUCUUACUGAUAUUGCAGAGGCAACUAUGGUGAUGCAAAGUGUGGUGAAAAAUGGAGGCCUAGCGCCUGGAGGAUUCAAUUUUGACGCAAAAUUACGGCGAGAGAGCACAGACGUUGAGGACUUGUUCAUCGCUCACAUUAGCGGAAUGGAUACGCUGGCCCGGGGACUCUGUAAUGCUGCCAAGAUCAUUGAGGAUGGUUCUCUUGCUGAGCUUGUCCGCAAAAGAUACGCGAGUUUCGACACUGAACUUGGGGCUCUAAUAGAGACUGGUAAGGCCGAUUUUGAACUUCUUGAGAAGAAAGCUUUGCAAUGGGGAGAACCCAAAGUUCCAUCCGCGAAGCAGGAACUCGCGGAGAUGAUUUUCCAGUCGGCUUUGUAGAUAAAUCAGCAAAAUGGACUGGAGUUUUACUAGUUUUUUCCUUCCUUAGAAAAUACUGUUUUACUAAUAAAAGGUAUAUAAGCUGAAUUGACGUGUUUUCAUAAUCAUAGAUCAAGUUUCAAAUGCGUGAGAAGGCGAAGAACCACGGUUGGUUCUCUUGUUGGCAAAAGAACCUGAACAUCAGUUGAUCUAAUAAAUUAUCUGGAUUACACCA